CGUACUCUUAUUUUCUAUUUAAUCAACCUCCAUUUUCUAUCUUUUUCUCUUCUUUUUAUUUUUUUAAAAAAUGUAAAGUGACACUCCCUGGUGCAUAUUAAAGAGAGAGAAAAAUAGAAAAGUGGAAAGAAGAAGAAAAAAAGCAAAGUAGAAGGGGCCAGGUCCAAGAUGACACGGACACGCAAGCCCAUUAUCACGUACUUGGGCUGACUCUGAUGCAUGAAUCCAUACGCAAAUCCCGGCCACGCCCCUGUGGUUGCGCGAGUAACACACGCGCCUCCACCCUUAAGUUCCACGCGCUGCUUUCUUUUACGUUUUAAAAUCCUUCCAUACCUCUCCGCCACUUCCUGCACAAACCCUCCCUUCUCCAUGGGACAGUCACCGUCCACCUCCGCCGCGCCUCCGUCGGACCUCAACCGCCUCCAAAUUGCUCAGUUACACCCAAACACCGAUUCUGAUUCCACCGAUUACACCCUGCGUCUCUCCGACGAUUGCUUGGCCGCAAUCUUUCAUUUCCUGAACACCGCCGAUCGGAAACGGUGCUCUCUGGUAUGCCUCCGGUGGCGCCUUGUCGACGGCCAGAGGCGGCACCGGCUCUCCCUGAACGCACAGCCGGAAUUACUAGACUUCGUCCCUUCCCUAUUUAACCGCUUCGACUCGGUCACGAAACUCGCUCUACGAUGCGACCGAAAGUGCGCGAGCAUAAACGACGAGGCUUUGGUUCUGAUCUCGCUGCGGUGCAGGAACCUCACGCGCCUGAAGCUGCGCGGGUGCCGUGACAUAACGGAACUCGGAAUGGCCGGCGUAGGCGACAACUGCAAGGCGCUGAAGAAGCUAUCAUGCGCGUCGUGCAUGUUCGGCGCGAAGGGAAUCGCGGCGGUGCUCGAUCGAUGCUUUACUUUGGAAGAUCUAACGCUAAAGCGGCUACGUGGGGUCCACCACAUCGGCGACAUGGCGGUUGGUGCCGCGGCUUCGUUGAAAUCUAUAUGCCUGAAGGAGCUCGUUAACGGGCAAAGCUUUGCGCCGCUUUUGAUUGGCUCGAAGAAGCUUCAAACGUUGAAGGUUAUUGGGUGCACGGGGGAUUGGGAUGAGACUCUGGUUAGGGUUGGAUGUUCCAACAAUGGGUUGGUUGAGGUUCACUUGGAGAAGCUUCAGGUUACCGAUGUAGGGCUUGUUGCCGUGUCUAAAUGUUUAGGGUUGGACACUUUGCACGUUGUGAAGACCGCUGAGUGCUCCGACGUGGGGCUUUGUGCGGUUGCUGAGAGGUGUAAGUUAUUGAGGAAGGUUCACAUUGAUGGGUGGAGGACUAAUAGGAUUGGUGAUGAUGGGUUGGUUGCGAUUGCCAAACACUGUCUUAACUUGCAGGAGCUUGUGUUGAUCGGUGUUUAUCCCACUUUUUCGAGCUUGGCGGCGAUUGCGUCUAAUUGCGGGAAUCUGGAGAGGUUGACCCUUUGUGGGAUUGGAACCGUUGGUGAUGCGGAGAUUGAGUGCAUUGCUGAUAAGUGUGUUGCACUCAGGAAGCUUUGCAUUAAAGGGUGCCCUGUGUCUAAUGCUGGGAUUGGGGCUCUAGCUUCGGGGUGUCCCAAUUUGGUUAAGCUUAAGGUGAAGAAGUGCAAAAGGAUUACUGGUAAAGGGGUAGAGUGGGUGAGAGAACAGAGGGUUUCUUUGGCGUUUAAUUAUGAUGAUAGUGAAUUUGAAGCUUUGGAUGGGGGUGCAAGUGAUGGGGUUGGGGGAGCUCAGCAUAAUACGGUAGAGUUUCUACCAAACAUCAUCAACCAAACUACCGUGGCCGAGGCUGAGGCUUCUUCAAGUAAUAAUAACAACCGAAUGACAAUGUUAAGAUCAAGGUUUGGGUUUUCGGCUGGUAGAAAUUUAGUACCGGGUGCCUUCAGAAGGUGGUCUAACAGUGAUAAUGUCUCCAGUAGCAGUUUUGGAUGAUGGUUGCUAUGUGACUUUUUGUUUUUGCCUGAGUAGCUGAUAGCAGCAGCAUUUCUUUUGUUGACUAGAUUUGUCAGUCACCCUCAUUGAUUUGUCAGCAUUUCUGGUUAUAUCACCUUAGUAAAAAGUCUGUUUUAUUUCCUAUUAGUGCAGUUUUUGAUAAAACAAAAACUGCAGAGUUGACAAAAAAAAAAAAAACAGAAGAUAAAAACUGCAGAAAAUCUCGUUCCCUCUU
Molecule: messenger RNA, 2173 nt
Organism: Glycine soja
Lineage: Eukaryota; Viridiplantae; Streptophyta; Magnoliopsida; Fabales; Fabaceae
Product: F-box protein SKIP2-like
Exons: 2
Coding region: 220-1938 (572 amino acids)
Biological process (GO): SCF-dependent proteasomal ubiquitin-dependent protein catabolic process
Cellular component (GO): SCF ubiquitin ligase complex
Molecular function (GO): protein binding
Source: RefSeq, a predicted model, not a curated record